Messenger RNA from Protopolystoma xenopodis, 261 nucleotides. The record is from the annotation of a GenBank genome assembly. NCBI's taxonomy places the organism in Eukaryota, Metazoa, Platyhelminthes, Monogenea, Polystomatidea, Polystomatidae.
AUGCGCAUUCCACGAUAUUCACACUCGGAUUCUCCUGACUCUAAUUCCACGGCGGAUCUUUGCACAGGUUUACCAGAGGCUGAAAGGGACCCAGAACUUGGCGACGGGAUAUUCUCGGACAACGGCCGGGUCGGCAUGCGUUCUACUUCGACAUAUUUGAAGCCUGAUUUUCUCGACUCUUCACCAAAGUCUCUGCAAGUAAGCCAACACAUUGCACCAUCUAUUUUCUCGCCUCAGCCUAAACAUAAUAAAUAUCUUUAA